AUGGAUUUGGAACUUGGUGAUGGAAGCAACUUCACAAUCAUAUCUGAUAGGAAAAAGGGUUUGUUGAAAGCUGUUCAUCUAGAGCUCCCUAAUGCAGAACAUAGAAUGUGUGCUAGACACAUUCUUGGGAAUUGGAAGAGAGAUAGCCAUGACCCGCAGCUAGAGAGAUUAUUCUGGAAAAUAGCUCGCAGUUACACUUUAGGAGACUUUCGUGAGCAAAUGAAUGAGCUUCAGAGGUACAAUCCUGUGGCGCAUCAAAACCUUCAAGUCACCAACCCUCAGACUUGGUCGCGAGCUUUCUUUAAGGUUGGUUCAUGUUGCAAUGAUAAUCUGAACAACCUCAAUGAAUCUUUCAAUAAAAAAAUCCGUGAGGCUAGGCGAAAACCACUUCUCGAGCUGCUAGAGGAAAUUAGGAGACAAUGCAUGGUUCACACAACAAAACGGUCUAUAAUUUCUAAUAGGUUGAAGACUAGAUUCACUAAACGAGCUCAUGUUGCAAUAGAAUCUGCUAUAGCUAAGGGUCAGGCUUGUAUUAGAUAUAUGGCUACAGGUAAUGUCUUCGAAAUUGAUGACCAUGGCUGCUAUUAUAGUGUUGAUAUGAAUCUGAAAACUUGUGGUUGUGGGAUGUGGCAACUAAAUGGAAUUCCAUGUAAUCAUGCCGCUUGUGUGAUCUCCGCAAAGAAGCAGAAAGCGGAUGACUACGUUUCAGAUUACUACACUACUAUAAGAUGGAGAAAGACUUAUGAGCAUAGUAUAAGGCCUGUUGAAGGGAUGAAGUUGUGGCCGACGUUGAACAGGCUACCUGUCUUGCCUCCACAAAAUAGGUUAGGUAAUAGAGGAAGGCCGAGUAAUUAUGCUAGAAAGAAAAGCGCCAAUGAAUCAUCUUCACAGUCAACAAGUACGACUAGGCUAAGUCGUGAUAAGCGCAUUAUGACUUGCUCAAACUGCAUAGAAGAAGGACAUACCAAAGUUAGUUGUUCAAAUCCAAGGGUCGAACCCGAGCCUAAACGGCCACGAGGUCGGCCAAGGAAAGAUCAGGGGGGUCACAGCUUGGUUCACAAGGAGGAUCACAGCUUGGUUCACAAGUUGGAUCACAGCUUGGAUAAUUAA
Molecule: messenger RNA, 1110 nt
Organism: Brassica napus (rape)
Lineage: Eukaryota; Viridiplantae; Streptophyta; Magnoliopsida; Brassicales; Brassicaceae
Exons: 3
Coding region: 1-1110 (369 amino acids)
Molecular function (GO): zinc ion binding
Source: RefSeq, a predicted model, not a curated record